Molecule: messenger RNA, 3058 nt
Organism: Limulus polyphemus (Atlantic horseshoe crab)
Lineage: Eukaryota; Metazoa; Arthropoda; Merostomata; Xiphosura; Limulidae
Product: protein unc-80 homolog
Exons: 16
Biological process (GO): monoatomic cation homeostasis
Cellular component (GO): axon; cation channel complex
Molecular function (GO): monoatomic cation channel activity
Source: RefSeq, a predicted model, not a curated record
UGAGGCGUCAGUAUAAGAGCAGUGUGAUAUGACGUCACGAAUAUGGUUGUUUACAAAAGGUGGCAAAUUCUCGAAGUUGUCGUGUACAAUGAUAAUUGGUAAUGCUAAUAUUCUCAUUUGUUGAAAUGAGAGUUAAAAUUGCUUUGUAACAUUCUGUGAAAAAUUUCCCUUCCACAAUGCCAAAAAGAAAGUUUGAUUCCGAUGGUGACAGUGAUAACCUGUCAGUGCCUCUUCCAAUCCAAACAUUUUUUUGGAGACAAACCAGCCCAUUUAUUAGACCAAAGACUGGUAAAGUUCAAGAGGCAUCAUGUAUGGAACAAAGGGAAGCAUGCAAGGUAUUUGAAAAAGUUCUUGUGCAAAAUAUACAGUUUGGUCUAUCCCCAAGUUUAACCGAGGCAAUAAAGAGCAUCAGCAGAUGGCGUCUGAUACAAGCUUCCUUACCAUAUGUCAUGCACUGUUGUGCUGCCCUUCUGUAUAACAGGAAAGAUUCCUGCACAGAGAAACUGGGAUCUGCUGAGACGAAGCUUCUUUACACUUUACAUUGGAUUUUAUUGGAUGCUGCUGAGGAAUGUAUGGAUGCUGAAAUAGACCGAGGGAUUAUACGUCCCCCUGGUCAUUAUCUUUUUUCCAUCACAACCAUGCAGGUUUUUGUAUACCUUUUUGCUCCCUUGAUGGAAUGCCUCAAUCAUUCAGACUUUCUAACCAGUUUCCGUUUAGAGAAUGGAUUGAAGCUCUGGGAACCAUUUUGGGAAUACCGACAUCCAGAUGUUGGCUGUUUCACCUCUCAUGUUCGGCCUAGACGAACAUUUUUAAAGGCUAACAGAAACAAAAAUGCACACACUAAAUUUGGAGAUGUUUUCCUUGGAGCAGAGGAUAGAAAUAGUAUGGAGCUUAUAAAAAAUAUGGUGUGCCAGGUCACAAUUACAAGUCCUGAGAAAAUGGAUUCAGGUCCAGCAGUGUUGCCAGAAGAAACACUGUCUUCAGAAGGACUUUCUCAGAAUGUUUGUGAUGUGUGUCAGACAGAACCCAGCACACAAAAUGGUUCAGAACAGAGCACUUGUAAGUGUGGUAAGCUAAGUAUUAGUGAAUCCGCUCCUGGAACUUCUACUGAUCAGAAAGAUGGUGCCUCAAAAAAAGCUUUUCCUUUAAAACCUACACUCUCAGAUGUUUCUAUGGCAACCUAUUUAGAUGUGGCUGUUCUAAGGUGCCUGUUCAUCUCCCAGUGGCUUGAAGAAGGUGUAUAUUGGGCAUUUCAAUUUCUAUAUAACCGUUUGCGAGAUAUAGCUGAGGAGCAAAGUCAAGACUGGAAACCUCGAAAAAGAAGCAGUUCCCUUCCAAUUCCCACAAUUGAAAUUUCUUUUUAUCAAUCUCCUGAGCAAAAACGAAGGGAGUUUGGAGAUACCUUUUCAGAUGGAGACAAAAUGUGUGGAGUUGAGUCACCUUUUCCCCCACCCAGUCACCACAGCAGCAUGCAGGAACUCAGGCAUUCCUCAUUGAGUGGCCCUUCAGACAAGCCCAAGCAGAAACGAAUGAAGAUUGGGGAUUUCAGAGCAUUUGUAGAAGAAAAGCUUCGUCUCUCUGAGCGUCUUCUCGAUAAACUCACCAAGGAUGAUAGUCGAAGUUCAUCUAUUUCUGAAGACCAAGAUGUAGCACUGAUUAUAGAUACAGAGAAUAUGACUUGUGAAAGUAAAGAUGCUUUACCUUUAGUUAAGAAUCCUCGUCCUCAGUCAGCUUUAGCUAUGAUUGGAGACAAGUCUUCAAAGUCAGAAAACUCAGCUUCUGCUUUCAAGUCUGAAAUGAUAAGAGGAAAGAGUUUACCAAGUUUACACCUGGUGAUAGAAAAACCAACUGCAGAAAUAAUGUCCAAACUUGGGAAGCUUGCUCCUCCUUUUACUGGUAAAAAAGUUGCUCAUCAUACUCAUAGCGUGCCAAAUCCAAUCAUCACCAUCACUGAGCAUUCACCAGUUGCAUCAGUGCAGUUCUUUCUUAACCAGGACUCAGCAGAAAGUCCCCAAGAAGAAUCCCCACCUGCUUCUGCAUUAGUUCCUCCUUGCCAUCAGUUUUAUAUUACCAGAAGCCAAACAGAUUCAAACAUUACCUACACACCAGAAGAUCUCCAGGAAGCUCCAGGCUCAGCUCACUAUAUAACUAAAGAUGGAGAGAUCAGCUACAUUGUGGUUUUGAAGGCUAUACAUGCAGUGACUUUACGAGAAAAUGCUUGCUCUUUACGAGUUUGUGAGGUGAUCUUAAAUUUGAUAGAGCUUUUACUGUCUUUGGGACUCUUGCCAAAGAAAGAACCUAAGGAAAAAGCUGAACAAGAGCAUAAAAUUCCUUCAGAGAAGCCUACAGAAAGUGGUGGGGCUACUGGAAGUGCAACUAUGGAAGAACCCUCUAUUAAACAACCAUACAUGGAAAAAUCUAAAAGCAACUCGGAUAAGAAGAAUGAAGAACUGACAGUUCAUAACUUGUUUAUGAAUGUUGUUCUACGGGUGAUAAAGCAUUUGGGAUGUCCACAUGGUUGUGGUGAGGGUCAUCGAUCUCCUAUUGCUGAUGUACUGCGAACCCAGACCUUGAAUAUACUUACUCGUCUGGAUCAAGCUGACCCAUUGCAGUUUCGAAAGUUUCUAAGAAAUAUGAUAAACCAACAUGCCCUCACGGAAGUUUUAGAUUUUUUUCAUUCAUUUGUAGGUUUUUGCUCUGAGCAAGGAACACUUCUUUCACCUUUAAAUCAGAAACGCUCGGGUACAGUCCCUGGUCAGGAUAAUGGCUAUGCUAACAAUUUUGGAGGAGGGCUUACAUCUGUAUAUGGUAAAGGUCCAGCAGCAGCAGUUUUAGGUCAUGUUUUUAAACCGUUAGUAACCAGACUGGUUCAAAACAUGAAGGACUUGAAAAGCCAAGAAAACAUGGCUUUGUAUUGUGAUAUUCGACAACUAAUGACAUACAUUCGAGAUAACCAUGGAGGAGUUUUCCGAAGAGUUGCACUGAGUGGUUUGUUAGAUAGUGCUGAUAGACCACACAAAAAAGACCAGUCAUCAACCCCAUCCACAAGAAUAGUGAG